UAUGCGUAAAAACAAAAAAUAAACAUCGACAUCAUUUCUGAUAAUUUUGAGGUUUGGGAGAUUUGGGUGUAAAAAUCAAACUGUUGAAGUAUUUGCUGGUACUUAUUCGGGUUGCAUUUUUAUGUCAGUGUUUGGUGCAAAUCAUUAAAAUUCAGUAGUGUAUCAAGUAAAAAUUCUUGAACAGUCAUGACCACUUUAGACGAUAAAUUACUGGGAGUGAAGACCCACUAUUACUGCGACAGCGGUAGCGAAAGCGAAAACGAUAGCAGCGACGAAAAAGAACCAAAUGACAAAGCAACUUUGCAAGAUGAAGCACCACCUCCAGUAGACACCGAAUGGAAUGGUUUGUCGAAAAACACUGGUCCCAAAGGUGUUCUCGAAGACUGGCAACAGUAUCAAGAAUUAGCUCGCAAACAGCGAGAAGUCAGCGAAAAGGAACGAUUGGAACUAUGUAAAAAGUUAGCUCUAGUUUGCAGACCCGAAAGUGAAGAUAACGAUGAAUCUGAAGAAUUCUUACUCGAGUACCGAAAGAAAAGAAUGCAAGAGAUGAUGUCGCAGUUCGGCACUAAAAACGUAUCAUUUGGCUCUGUAUUUGACAUCAAGUCACCGAACGAUUUUCUCAGUAUGAUCGACGAAGAAGAUAAAACUACAACGAUUAUUGUACACGUUUUCGAUAAUAAUCACUCGGCGUGUAAGAAAAUCAACGAUAUGUUAAUUAUCCUCGCUGACCAAUACAAAGAUGUCAAAUUCUGUAAAGUUUUGAGCACAGCUGCUGGUUUAAGUUUGAGUUUUAAGAUAUCGGGAGUUCCAGCUUUCUUGGUUUAUAAAAAUAAACAAAUUAUCGGCAAUUUUGUCCGUGUCACUAAUGAACUUGGAGAUGAUUUUUGCGAAGGCGAUAUUGAAAACUUUCUCAUCGAGCACGGUAUUCUCGGUGACGGUGUAGUAUGUCCGGCGAUCGCCCAGUAAUUAUUUUUUAAAACUGUGAUUUCAUCGAAUAUAAAUGAAAAUAACGGUUGAUUAUACCCUUUCUCUCGUAUUAUGUUCAGUUUUGAAAAGUAUUUUCUUGUGAUCUUCACGUUAUUAUUUUCUUAGGAGUUUUUUUUUCUUCUGUUUUUUAAACAGAUUUUGAUUAAUUUGUAUGUACUUACACUUACGUGCAGCACUGCCUCCUUUAAAUUGGAUUUACAUGAAGUUUUUAAUCUAACGAAUAUAGUUAAAAUGAUUUUCGUUUUUUAAAAUAAGUUUCUACAUUUAAGUCUAGUCAUAAUUUAAAAAGUCAUUGCUCAUUUGUGAAGUAUGAUUCAUCUUGAAUGAGAAAGGAAAAUAUUUUAAAGUAGAUAUUUACAUAUUAUAAGAAGAAGCUGCAUGUUUCGUAAAGUAGAUCGUUCCCUGAUUGGAGAUUAUUGUUAUUGUGACUUUUUCAUUUUGGAAUAUUAUUCUUGUAUAAAUUAUGAAGUGUUUUGAUAAUAUAGUUUCAUAACGAUUA
Planococcus citri (citrus mealybug) is the source of this 1486-nucleotide messenger RNA. RefSeq names its product phosducin-like protein. Lineage: Eukaryota; Metazoa; Arthropoda; Insecta; Hemiptera; Pseudococcidae. Gene Ontology annotation, biological process: regulation of G protein-coupled receptor signaling pathway. The transcript is spliced from 2 exons. The coding region runs from base 187 to 966 and encodes 259 amino acids. The record is from RefSeq and is a predicted model, not a curated record.